AGUCAGUUCGGGGCUUCGGCAAUUUCCGGGUCUUGCGUUGCUCUCGGGGUGGGCGCGCCGCGGGGUGCGGCUGGUGUGUGCCGGGCUGGCGCCCGACCCCAGCCGCUCUCCUGCGGGCCGCGCGCGCCCCCACUCGCCGCCCCCAGGGCCCUUGGCUCCACCGAGUUCAAAAAUGUCCGGAAAUGACAAACAACCACUUUUUGUGAAGUUUUUAAAAUCUUCAGGCAAUUCCGAAUGUUUUCUUAAAGCUCUUGAGUCAAUAAAAGAGUUCCAAUCAGAAGAAUACCUUCAGAUUAUUACAGAAGAAGAGGCAUUGAAGAUAAAGGAGAAUGAUAGAUCACUUUAUAUCUGUGACCCUUUUAAUGGUGUUGUCUUUGAUCACCUCAAAAAGCUUGGCUGCAGAAUUGUUGGUCCUCAAGUAGUCAUAUUUUGUAUGCACCACCAGCAGUGUGUCCCAAGAGCUGAACAUCCAGUUUAUAACAUGGUUAUGUGUGAUGUAACUGUAUCUUGUACAAGCCUGGAAAAAGACAAAAGGGAGGAAGUUCAUAAAUAUGUACAAAUGAUGGGUGGACAUGUAUACAGAGACCUUAACAUGUCAGUUACACACCUUAUUGCCGGAGAAGUUGGUAGCAAAAAAUAUUUAGUUGCCGCAAAUCUAAGGAAACCUAUUUUGCUUCCUUCUUGGAUAAAAACACUUUGGGAGAAGUCACAAGAGAAUAAAAUAACUAGAUAUACUGAUGUAAACAUGGAAGACUUCAAAUGUCCUGUUUUCCUUGGUUGCAUAAUCUGUGUGACUGGCUUAGAUGGUCCAGAAAGAAAGAGAGUUCAGCAGCUCACAGUUAAGCAUGGAGGUCAAUACAUGGGACAAUUGAAAAUGAAUGAAUGUACACACCUCAUUGUGCAAGAGCCAAAAGGUCAGAAAUAUGAGUGUGCCAAGCGAUGGAAUGUACAUUGUGUGACCACGCAAUGGUUUUUUGACAGUGUUGAGAAAGGUUUUUGUCAGGAUGAAUCCAUGUACAAGAUAGAGCCCAGACCAGAAACAAAGACUAUGCCUGAUACUUCAACUCCUACUGGCCAGGUUAACACAGGUGGUAGUCGGACUCUCUCAGAUGUCAGCCAUAUUUCCAACAUCACUGCAAGUUGCAUAAAUGAAUCGAUGUCUAACUCCAUUUUUAAUAGCAAAGUGGAUCCAGCACUUGAAAAUCUAGAAAAUCUGGAUGUCAGUGCAUUUCAGUCACCUGAGGACUUAUUAGAUGGUUGUCGGAUAUAUCUUUGUGGUUUUAGUGGCAGAAAACUAGAUAAACUGAGAAGGCUUGUUAACAACGGAGGUGGAGUUCGUUUUAACCAGCUCAAUGAAGAUGUAACUCAUGUUAUUGUGGGAGAUUAUGAUGAUGAAUUGAAGCAGUUUUGGGAUAAGUCAGCCCACAGGCCUCAUGUGGUGGGAGCAAAAUGGCUGCUAGAGUGUUUUAGCAAAGGUUAUAUGCUUCCUGAAGAGCCAUAUAUCCAUGCUAGUUACAAGCCAGUGGAAAUUCCAAUCUCAGACCAACCUGAAAGUAGAACAUCCCUUUUAAAAAGGAAUAGCAGCUUCUCCAAGAAAGAGUGUGCCUCUGCCGAAAAGCAUGAGCAGGCUGAUGAAGACCUGCUUUCUCAAUAUGUAAAUGACAACCCAACAGUAGUUGAAGCUGCAAAGUCUGAAGUGGGGGCCUUUAAUGACACUACUUGUAUUCAGCCCUUCAAUGAUUCUACUCAUAUUUCUCUGCCAGAAGAAAACCAAUCUGUCAGUCAUUGCCUCCCUGAUGCUUCUACAAUUACAGAAGAAGGUUUAUUUAGCCAAAAGAGUUUCCUGGUUUUGGGUUUUAGUAAUGAAAAUAAAUCUAACAUUGCAACUGUCAUAAGAGAAAAUGCUGGAAGAAUCGUAUCCCUUCAGAGCCGAACUGUUGCCGACUAUACUGUGGUUCCUCUGCUGGGGUCUGACAUAGAAACGGCGGUGGGGGAAGUCGUUACAAAUACAUGGCUGGUAACUUGUAUAGACUGUCAGACUUUAAUUGAUCCAAAGUCAAGUCCUCUCUUCAAGCCAGUCCCAGUAAUGGCAGGAAUGACUCCUUUAGAGGACUGUGUUAUUUCAUUCAGCCAGUGUACAGGAGCAGAAAAAGAUUCUUUGACGUUCUUAGCAGAGCUCCUUGGAGCAAGCGUUCAAGAAUUCUUUGUUCGCAAGGCCAAUGCAAAGAAAGGCAUGCUUGCUAGUACACAUCUCGUAUUAAAGGAACCAAGCGGUUCUAAAUAUGAAGCUUCCAAGAAGUGGAAUUUACCGGCAGUCACCAUAGCUUGGCUUUUGGAGACUGCUAGAAUGGGAAAGAGAGCAAAUGAAAGCCAUUUUCUGAUUGAAAAUUCAACUGAAGAAGAGCAAAGUUUAGAGACUGAAAUAGCAAAUGGGGUAAAUCUAAGUUCAGAUGCUCCAGAGCAUCCUGCCAUGCACCUGGGAACGCACAGGAAAACGGCCGUCACACCUUUAGAUAUGAACCGCUUUCAGAGUAAGGCUUUCCAUGCUGUGAUGUCACAGCACACCGGGCAGGUGCCAGUCUCCCCAGCAGGACAGCCACUCCAGAAGGAGCCCUCGUUACACCUGGACACACCAUCCAAAUUUCUGUCCAAGGACAAACUCUUCAAGCCUUCCUUUGAUGUAAAGGAUGCACUGGCAGCCUUGGAAACUCCAGGUGGACCUAGCCAAAAGAGAAGGAAACUGAGUACCCCACUCUCAGAAGUCAUCGGAAGAAACUUGAAGCUUGCUUUGGCAAAUAGCUCUCGAGAUGCUGUUGCUCUUUCUGCCAGCCCUCAGCUGAAGGAUGCUCAACCAGAGAUGGAAGAAGCUCCAAAGCCACUUCACAAAGCAGUGGUAUAUGUCAGUAAAAAACUCAGUAAGAAGCAGAGUGAACUAAAUGGGAUUGCAGCCUCUCUGGGUGCAGAUUACAGGUGGAGUUUUGAUGAAACAGUGACUCACUUCAUCUAUCAAGGGCGACAGAACGACACUAACCGCGAGUAUAAAUCUGUGAAAGAAAGAGGAGUACACAUUGUUUCAGAGCACUGGCUUUUAGAAUGUGCCCAAGAGUAUAAACACCUUCCUGAGUCUCUGUAUCCACAUACUUAUAACCCCAAAAUGAGCUUGGAUAUCAGCGCCGUGCAAGAUGACAGACUCCGUAAUAGUCGACUGCCCUCAGCUGACGGGACAGCAAAGGAUGAUGAGACAGAUCAUUUGCCUGUAGAAGAAAAUGAUAUAGAUAAUAUGAUGACCAGUAACAAAGAAGGAGCAACAUCAAAUGAAAAUGGAAGGAAUGACUCUAAAGGAGCUCUGACACAGACCUUGGAGAUGAGAGAGAAUUUCCAAAAGCAGCUGCAGGAGAUCAUGUCUGCAACAUCAGUGGUGAAACCCCAAGGGCCAAGGACUUCCUUUGGCAGAAAUGGCUGUAACAGCACCUCUUCGACCCCUGAGAGUGCUCGCUCUGCCCGCACAGGACGCAGCAGAGUGCUGGAGGCCCUGAGGCAGUCUCGUCAGACAGCUCUUGAUGUCAACACAGAGCCCUCCCAGAAUGAACAGAUCAUUUGGGAUGACCCUACCGCCAGAGAGGAGAGGGCAAGGCUCGCCAGCAAUUUGCAGUGGCCUAGCUGUCCCACGCAGUACUCUGAACCACAGGUUGACGUGAAAAAAUUGGAGGAUUCUCCUUUCCAGGACCCUUUACAUGAUUUAAAAAUUGUUGAACACGCUGUCCAUGAUCCUGGAAACGUGUGUGCGACUGAAGCUCCAAAACACCCAGUCUCUGAAGAACUGGAAACUCCAUUAAAAGACAGCCACCUGAUCCCUACACCUCAGGCCCCCAGUAUCGCCUUCCCCCUGGCCAACCCACCCGUGGCACCACAUCCUAGAGAAAAGAUUAUAAUAGAGGAGACUCAUGAAGACUUAAAAAAACAGUACACAUUUCAGUUGUCAUCUCUGAAUCCUCAAGAACGUAUUGAUUAUUGUCAUCUGAUUGAGAAACUAGGUGGCUCAGUAAUAGAGAAGCAGGCCUUCGACCCCAGCUGCACACACAUUGUUGUGGGGCACCCGCUACGCAACGAGAAGUAUCUGGCCUCCCUGGCGGCGGGGAAGUGGGUGCUUCACCGCUCCUACCUGGAAGCAUGCAGGACUGCUGGGCGCUUUGUGCCGGAAGAAGACUACGAAUGGGGAAGCAGUUCCAUCCUGGACGCGUUGACUGGAAUCAGCGUGCAGCAGCGACAACUAGCCCUUGCAGCAAUGAGAUGGAGGAAGAGAAUCCAGCACACACAGGAGUCGGGGCGUUGCGGGGCAUUUAGCGGGUGGAAGGUUAUUUUACAUGUUGCUAAUCAGUCCCGAGAAGCAGGAUUCAAACGUCUGCUUCAGUCCGGAGGAGCUAAGGUGCUACCUGGUCAUUCUGUGCUUUUAUUUAAAGAAGCCACACACCUCUUUUCUGACGGAAAUAAACUGAAACCCGAUGACUCAGGAGUUAAUAUAGCAGAAGCUGUUGCCCAGAAUGUGUACUGCUUGAAAACAGAAUACAUUGCUGAUUAUCUUACACAGGAAACCCCUCCUCGAGUAGAAAACUACUGUCUGCCAGAAGCUGUUUCACUUCUUCAGAAUCAUAAGGAGCCCGGGUCUGGACUGUCACAAAAGAGAAAAGCGCCUGCAGAGAAAAGUAAUACCAAACGGCCUAGAGCACACUGAUGGCGUCUCCUCCUGAGUUACCAGACGGUGAACGUUCUCACAUUAAAAGCCUCUUACUGUGACGGAUUCGUGUAAUGAUGUAGAGACGAGUACUUGAAGAAUUUAGCUGCAGAGUAUAAUGAUGACCCUGCUUGAAGUUAGUUUUUUUAACACCUGAAAUUUUAAUCAGUGAAAUAGUAACUGUCCCUGAAUGGAGAGCUACCUGAAAUAAGAAACAGCCCCUCAGCUGACUUGCCGUUAAACCGCCUGACGUGUGCAGGAGGCUUUUUAUGUAUUUAUUCUCUUGUAAAUAUUUGAGGCUAGCACUUAGUGGGAGUUUUAUUAGAAGGUGAUGGAUUUUGCCUUAAAACGUCUGCUUUAAUUCAUAACAAGGAAGCUGUCAAUUGGGAUUUAUUCAUGUUUUCCCUGAUUUUUAACUUCUCACCAGUUUACCUCUUUUUAACAGGAGCCUGAGCACAGGGUUUAACAAAGAACUGAGGCUUUAAACUUAAAAUGUGCGUGUAUAUGUGUAUGUGUAUGUUUGUACAGACCUCCAUGAUGUUUGCUAAGUUUGGGUGUCAGACUUGGGAAAUAAAGACAAUAAAGGGUAAAAGUAGUGACUCAGAUUAGUUUUAAGAUAUUUAAGUUCUUGAAAAGUAUUCUGGCAUUCAUUCUCUUGUUGAAGCAACAACAGAACUGUAAAACUGCUUAAAAAGCAAAUUUUGCUAGUUAUGUUUCUGGUGUUUGUUAUUUAUUCAGAAUAUUGUUUGAAUUGGUUAAAAAAGAAAACCUUAUUAGAACCACAAAAUUGCAUCAGCCUUUAUUACCAGCUACUACAUGCAUUACUACAGGCUUCCAAGUAUAAAGCUACCUCCUUUUGUUUAAGGGACAGAUCAGAAUCAGGACCGUAAUUUGUUAAAUUCCUAAUGACUCUUCCUUUGAAAGGCAUAUUCAGUGAAGGAUCCAAGUUCUUAACCUAGGCCAGUGAUUUUCAACCUCUUUCAUCUCGUGGCACACGUAAACUAGUUACUAAAAUUCUGUGGCACACCAAAAAAAUUUUUUUUUCCACUGACCAAAAAAGGUAUCAUUUUGAUUUGUUCACAUUGGACAUCUUUUAUGUUGGCUGGUGUCUUCCCCCCCACCCCCCAAUCUGAGGAAAAGACGUCAGUGUCCUGACUAAAUAGGUAUCUCAUGUUUUAAAAGUUCCUGCAGCGCACGGGCUGCGAAUCACUGACCUAGACACAGAAAGCCUGACAAGAGUAGCAGGUUUCUCCCUGCUGCUCAAGAAUUGGCCCCUUGCUCUGGUCCAGGCAUGUACAGGAGGCAACUGAUAGAUAUUUCUCCCUCCCUUAUUUGUUCUUUUAAAAAAUACAUAUAUAUAUAUAUAAAAUCUCCUCAGGUGGGCAUUAAAGAGAAUUGGCUCCUGAACGCAUUUAGGUUUGAGCUAGUUCACAGUUUAGGUCGGUACAAAGUCCUGCACAGCCAGAUAGGUGCAGCGCUGUCGUGUAAACUGUACUGCCUUCCCCCAGCAGAAACCCUCGUGGGCCUGGUUUCCUCAGAGUCACUCAACGUCCCAGUGGGGUGGUUUCACAGACUGUUCUCAGUACAUUUCCCUGAAUCUCACCAAUGAAAAAUUCUUUGACGUAGUUAAUACUCCUCAAAACUUCUUGAUGAAUACACUGAUAAAUGUUACGAUCCCUUUUCUAUCCAAAAUAAAAUUACCUAAUGUAUCAUUUCCUGCUAAAAUUGCGAACUAUUUUCCCAGUUUGUCUUAUUGACACAAUUUACAAUUUUAAGGCUCAUGAUCUGAGCUCCUUCUGACUCCAGACUGUCCGCACCCUGCACCAACCAUUCCAGCUCUGCCUGUGACUCAGUCUGGAAAUGCCCUGAUGCCAGCAGAGCCUUCCUUCCUACAUGCAAACCAUUCCAAGUGUAGAUAGUUCUCUCAUUUAAAAAGGAGAGG
Molecule: messenger RNA, 6674 nt
Organism: Phyllostomus discolor (pale spear-nosed bat)
Lineage: Eukaryota; Metazoa; Chordata; Mammalia; Chiroptera; Phyllostomidae
Gene: TOPBP1
Product: DNA topoisomerase II binding protein 1
Exons: 28
Coding region: 173-4732 (1519 amino acids)
Biological process (GO): mitotic DNA replication checkpoint signaling; DNA replication initiation; mitotic G2 DNA damage checkpoint signaling
Source: RefSeq, a predicted model, not a curated record